Molecule: messenger RNA, 660 nt
Organism: Metarhizium brunneum ARSEF 3297
Lineage: Eukaryota; Fungi; Ascomycota; Sordariomycetes; Hypocreales; Clavicipitaceae
Source: RefSeq, a predicted model, not a curated record
AUGGCCAUUAAUGAGCCUCAGAACGUCUUUAUCCGUGUCGAAGGAAGUACCGACACCAUCUUCAACGGCCAAGUACAGUCUCAGGGGCACAAGGUGACGACAAAAUCAGGACAGACGCAUAAUUGUGACGGCACAAAUUGUGGCCGGAACCCUGAACCGGGCAAUACGCCGACGGCUAGCCUGGAUACCGCAUCAAAAGGCAAAUUCACAUUUGAUGGAAAAUGGUACGACAGUCUGGGUGAUUUUUACAUCAACGAAAUUAAAGGCGAAAUUGCAACCGACGAGGACGCGUGGCAUAUAUUUGUCAAUGGACAGUAUUUGCUGGUUGGAGGAGGCCAGUACCAGACAAAGGCGAACGAUCACAUUCUCUGGGCCUAUGCCAAGUCCCAGCCCAAGCCCUUGUCAUUGAAGCUUGACGUACUCUCGGAUGCUCGAGCUGAACAUGAGACACUAUUCUCUGUGAGGAAUUGGGAGACGCAGGAUCCCGUGGACUCGGCGACUGUAGCUUGGGUCGCAGAUGGGGUUACAGAGGAGGUCACGACGGACAAGUAUGGACUCGCCAGGGUGAUUUUUAAAAAGGGGGGCAAGAGUACUGUGAGGGCAAAGAAGGCUGAAUGUAUCAGAUCAGACACUCUUACUGUGAAUGUUGCAGGGAAAUAA